Molecule: messenger RNA, 1815 nt
Organism: Aspergillus tanneri
Lineage: Eukaryota; Fungi; Ascomycota; Eurotiomycetes; Eurotiales; Aspergillaceae
Exons: 8
Coding region: 1-1815 (604 amino acids)
Source: RefSeq, a predicted model, not a curated record
AUGCGCCUCGAAGUGCUUGGCCUUCUGGCCUGUGUUGCCGACUCAGCCAGUGGACUGGCUAUUACCGUUACGCCGACCCCGACACCGUCACCGUUGCCGACACCUCAUAGACACCUGGAUCUAAUUGGUAACAACCGCUUCCUUCUCACCAAGCCUUCCCUGUGGAAGAACACAUCUGCCAAUGACUGGCAGAACAUGAAAUGCGGCCAAGUGCCACAGGGGGUUGACCCCAGCACUCAGUGGAAUGCCACUGGGGCAGAUGCUGCAUGGACCACCACUCUGGAUGCUUGGCAGCAGAAUCCUGUGGGCGCUUUCCCCGAGUUUGUCAGCUCUCGUCUUCACGGGCCGAUAGGAAUGCGAUGCUUCGAUAUUUCCUCGGAAAAUGCUUGUGCGCAGCCGGUCCAGUGCCAGAAUCCAAUUAUUCCCGCGGGCUCUCAAAUUCUCACCGGCUUCGUGGGAAUUCACCAGGCUAUUCAAACUGUCCAGGCCAAUGUCACCAACCAGAUUGGAGUCUUCACAUCCACUUUUAGCCCUCUUGUGCAUGAUAGCAGCCACGACAUCAAAAUGGCAAUUGAUGUGGUUCAAUUGAUUACCACUUUUGGCGCUUCUUUGCUCUUCAAUACCUUGUUUAAAUUGGGGACUCUCGCCACUGACAUGGGACAUGAGAUGAUCGCGACCUCUAUUGGCUCUGCCGGUACUUUCUACAAAGAAAACAUGAACGCCAUCAAUCCACUUGACGCGCAGAAUGGGCUGUCCUCCUUCCUCGGCCAAAUGAUGUCCAGGUGGCAGGGGAUCGAGGCGGAUUAUUUGGACUCUAUCUUCUCUGGACACGGAGAGAACGGAACAACCACCGAUCUAUACAACCAGAUCAAAUAUGGUGCAAUGUUGCCCAUCAUUAACGAGCUGAAACUCACUGAUACACUCCCCCAGGUGGAAAAGGUGGUCUACGGCCAGCUUAUCCAGGCGGCCUGGAAGAAUUUGCCGGACGGUUCCAAGCCUUUUAUCUGGGCGAGUGGUGAAGCAUGCGGGAAGAGCUUUCCUAGCGAUAUCUCCAGGGUUCUGCCUACUGAUGUUGCGGUGAAAGCAAAUGUUUGUCAAGAUGGUCAGUGGUUCUUUGUGUUGAGUGCGCCGCCCAGCAGUACCCCAGGUUCAAGCUCGGUCACAGCAAAUGCCUUGCCUGGUGGAGAUCAUAAAACCCUGGACGGCUCGCAAUGGGGCGGCGUCAUCCUUGAGGACAUUGUGGCAAGCAGUGUGGGAGGGUUUAAAAAGUUUGGAGGCAACAGCUACACCUCCAGCGCUGUUACUGAUCACAUCUUUACCGAUUUCGGCCAACAAGCUCCGAACAUUCGAGACCCAGGAUUUUUCUCCAUCCGUGUGUGUCAGGGAUCAGCCAUGGACAUGCAAAGUGGCCUAAAUGGUGACCCGAAAAACCCGGAGUUUCCCUGCUACACACCCAAUUACAACUCUGACGGCACAAACAUUUUCGUGAACUCUGGCUAUAUUGUGAUCAACGAUUCGCCGAGAUGUCCAGUCGGCCCCGAUACCCCUGGUUACAAUGUACAGGCCGGACCUGGAUCGAACAGCACAGCGACCAUCUAUGCCAAGUUUGACGGCUCGAACAAUAUGGACCAGGAGGUGACUCCUGGUUGCAAGCUGCAAGCUACCUGGCCUGCCAAUUAUGGGGACCUCCAUUACGGGCAAGACGAUUGUCUCCACGAUAUGAAUGGGAAGUACACACAGUGCUGCACGGAGACGACGACUGAUCGGGUUAUUAACCCCUAUGCGCCGGGUAACGAGCCCCAUAAUUGCGUGUGA